Molecule: messenger RNA, 1335 nt
Organism: Benincasa hispida (wax gourd)
Lineage: Eukaryota; Viridiplantae; Streptophyta; Magnoliopsida; Cucurbitales; Cucurbitaceae
Source: RefSeq, a predicted model, not a curated record
AUGACCUUGCUCCUUCAGACUAUAGCUAUUCAGCAAGGACAUCUCUCUCAAGGUUCAACGCAAGCUAAUGCAUUGACACAUGUAGCCACAAUAAAUUGCGUUCAAUGUGGAGAGGGACAUUCAGUGGAAGUCUGCCCAUUGAAUCAACAACCCGUAUACUCUAUUUAUAACGAAUCAUUGGGGAACACCUACAACCCUGGUUGGCGGAAUCACCCAACUUUCAGUUGGGGCGGGAAUCACAACCAGGGAGGCCAAGGUAAUCAUCAGAACAGUUAUCAUGGGAAUCGAGGCAACCCUCCGGUUUUCAUUAAUCAGGAUCAAAGUCCAGAUUUAACCAUCAACGAUGACCAAUCAACCACAAAUAAAAGAAUUACCAGUUCAGAAGAAAGUACAUCUACAAAGGAUGAAUCUCAGCAAGACUCUAAUGCAAAGUCAAUACAACCUCCAGCUCCUAAAACACAGCAAACACAGGACCUCAAUGAACAGCUAAUUGAACAGAAAGUACAGCGGGAUCCUCCACCUUUCCCGUCCAUGCUGAGAAAGAAAUAUGACAGUAAACAAUUCCAGAGGUUCCUAGACGUUCUCCGACAAUUACAUAUUAACAUUCCCUUGAUAGAAGCGUUGGAACAGAUGCCGAGCUAUGUGAAAUUCCUCAAGGACAUACUUACUAAUAAGAGGAAGAUCGGGGAGAAUGAAACAGUUGCGUUAACAUAUGAAUGUAGUGCGUUAUUUCAAAACAGCAUCCCCACCAAAAUGAAAGAUCCCGAGAGUUUCACAUUGCCCUGCUCAAUAGGGGGUAAAGAAGUAAAAAAUGCACUGUGUGAUCUGGGGGCAAGUAUAAAUCUCAUGCCCUUGUCAAUCUUCAAAAAGUUACAUAUCGACAAAGCAAGACCUACCACGGUUACGUUGCAGUUGACCGAUAGAUCAAUAACGCAUCCUGAGGGCAAAAUAAAGGAUGUACUUGUGCAAGUAGAUAAAUUUAUCUUCCCUGCUGACUUUAUCAUAUUAGAUUAUGAAGCUGACAGAGAGGUGCCUAUCAUCUUGGGUCACCUAUUUCUUGCAACAGGGCGAGCACUGAUCGACGUACAGAAAGGAGAGCUUACCAUAAAGGUCGACGAUCAGCAAGUUAAAUUCAACGUUCUCAAUGCGUUGAAAUAUCCAGGUGAAAUGGAGAAUUGUCAAUAUGUUGAAGAACUGCAGGAUGAUUAUUGGCAUGAGCCUCAGGAAGAACCAGAGGAAGAAGACUUUGAGAUCGACUGUCUUGCUCAUGCCUUGAGUGUAAUAAGCAGAUAUAUGAGCAAUCCUGGAAAGCCACAUUGGGAGGCUGGAAAAUAG